Molecule: messenger RNA, 9703 nt
Organism: Myotis daubentonii (Daubenton's bat)
Lineage: Eukaryota; Metazoa; Chordata; Mammalia; Chiroptera; Vespertilionidae
Gene: DENND11
Product: DENN domain containing 11
Cellular component (GO): cytoplasm
Source: RefSeq, a predicted model, not a curated record
CCGCCGGGGCAGGUGCGGGCGCGGGCCGCGGGCCGCGGGCGAGGGGAGUUCCGCACCCGCCCCUGCGCCCGCCCCUCUCGCCCGCGGCUCCUCCUCGCUUCGCCAUGGUGGAGCGGGGCGACGCGGCGCCGCUGCUGCGCUGGGCCGAGGGCCCCGCCGUCUCCCCGCCGCAGGCCCCGGAGCUGCAGGCUGGAGGCCGGGGCUGGGGCGGGGGCGGCCGGGGGGCCGCGGAGCCGCCGAGGAGGCGGGAGCCCGAGGAGCUGGGCGCCUCCGAGGUGCUGCUGCAGCCCGGGCGCCUGGAGCUGGGCGACGUGGAGGAGGACCAAGUGGUGGCCGUGUUCGUGGUCACCUUCGAUCCCCGCUCGGGAAACAUGGUGGAAUGGUGUUUACCUCAAGAUAUUGACCUUGAAGGUGUUGAGUUCAAGUCUAUGGCCAGUGGGUCGCAUAAAAUCCAGUCUGAUUUCAUCUAUUUCCGGAAGGGCCCCUUCUUCGGCCUGGCCUGCUUCGCCAACAUGCCGGUGGAGAGCGAGCUGGAGCGCGGAGCACGCAUGAAGUCCGUGGGCAUCCUGUCUCCGUCCUACACCCUGCUUUACCGGUACAUGCACUUCUUGGAGAACCAGGUUCGACACCAACUGGAGAUGCCAGGACAUUACUCCCAUCUGGCUGCCUUCUACGAGGACAAGAAAGGGGUGCUCCAUGCUGGUCCUGGGAGGGGCGGCAGCCUGCCCCCCGUCUACUGGCUGCCUUCCAUCCACCGGUACAUGUACCCAGAGAUGAAGAUCACACACCCAGCUGGCUGCAUGUCUCAGUUUAUUAAGUUCUUUGGAGAACAGAUCCUCAUUCUUUGGAAAUUUGCCUUACUUAGAAAGCGCAUUCUGAUAUUUUCUCCCCCUCCUGUGGGUGUCGUGUGCUAUCGAGUAUACUGCUGCUGCUGCCUGGCCAACGUCUCCCUGCCCGGCCUCGGGGGCACCAUUCCCGAGUCCAAGCCUUUCUUCUAUGUGAACGUGGCUGACAUCGAGAGCCUGGAGGUAGAGGUGUCCUAUGUGGCCUGCACCACGGAGAAGAUUUUCGAGGAGAAGCGGGAGCUGUACGAUGUCUACGUGGACAACCAGAAUGUGAAGACACACCACGACCACCUGCAGCCCCUGCUGAAGAUCAACAGCGCCGACCGGGAGAAGUACCGGCGGCUCAACGAGCAGAGGCAGACGCUGCUGUACUCCCAGGAGGUGGAGGGGGACUACGGCCCAUGUGAAGAGGACCUCUUUGUGCUGUUUUUCCUCGAGCAAAACAACCGGAUAUUCCAGACGCUGCUGGAGGUGUCCGCCAGUCAGGACAAAACUCUGACAGCCGAGCACGCGCGGGGCAUGGGCCUGGACCCCCAGGGCGACCGCAGCUUCCUCAUGGACCUGCUGGAGGCCUACGGCAUCGACGUCAUGUUGGUCAUCGACAACCCCUGCUGCCCAUAGGGGAGCCGGGCUGGUGAGCUGCUCGCGGGACUCCGCCAGGCCCCCGAGGGCUCACUUUUUAUUAAGUGGACACAAAGGGAUAUUGUUUAUACUUUCCAACCGAUGUAAUUUUUGCAAUCGCCGUUCUUCCCUUGCUCUGGAGAGGGGAGAUGAGACUGCCGUGGUCUGUGUGCUGCUUCGGCAGGACGCUGGAGUCUGCCGCCUUCUCCCAGAGUUGCUGCCUGCUUUGGUCUCGGGUGUUCUCAUCAGCGCUGACUCUCUCCCCUCCUUGUUGAAUGCCCUGAGAUGCGGCAAAGGCCAAGUGUCGCUAGGAGGGGGCUGAUCUUUGGAGACACAGGUGGACUGUUCCGGAACUCUGUGUGGCCUGGGGCCCGCGAUGGAUUCAAGGAUGAGACCACGUCUUCCCUAAGUGUGGUCGUGGGUGUCCCCCGUGGUGGAAGCUAGACCAGGUGACCUUUCAAGGUCAUCAGUUCUGAGAGUCCAGGCUGGGGGUCAGAUCCAUUUUCCUGUUCAUUAGGACAAAUCUGUGUCUUCCUGUGAGCAGAGAUCUGAGUGAGACAGAAGGAUGUUUCCGACCCCAAGUACGAGCUUCUCCUGGGACCGGGCGACGGGGAGAGGCUCCUUGUCAGUCAGCCUAGACUCCUCCCAGUUCUUGGCGGCCACUCAGUGCAGUAGUCCUCCUCCUCAGAAUCCCUCUCGGGAUGGGUUGGCAAAUCCAUUUUCCAAUUCAGUCUCCUUUAAGGGCUACCCAUCCUCUUGGAAUAAUUUGGGUAUUUUUAAAGAGUAGCAUUUGUUGCCCAAAGAUGGAGGAAUUGAGGUGCAGGAUAGAUGAUGUUCCUUCAUCCGGGUGAGCCCUCCGGAGGCGUGACCAGGAGCCUCGGAUCAAAGCAGAGCCUCCCUGGCUUCUGUAAUCCAGCCGGGAUCCGAGCUGGUUAACACCGAGCUGAGAGCACAUUAGCAAGACGGUGGGCUGGCAUGGAGCCUCAGAGCUCCUCCUGCAGAGAGGAUGUUCCUUGAGCUAAGUAACUGGGGACAGGGACCUAUCUGGUUUGUUAGCAAAUAUGACAGUGCCUUUCCCGGGAGAGCGUUCGGGAACCCAAGUAUCAGGUGAGUUUCUGCUUUCCUCUCAGAGGUUUCGGUCCGGACAGCUCCCAUUGGUCCCUGCCUGUUCGCUUUGGCUGGGCGUUCGAUGGAUGGAUGUCAGCUUCGGUGAGGUAGCGAUUGUGACAUAGGAAGCCGGCUCCUGUGAGUAGUCUUAGGGCUGUAAUUUAGGAUUUUGACUUAAGGAAAUAAUUCCUUCCCCUACCCCCUUCCUGCCUGGCUGUUACCGGAAUAGCCAUCAGUGUGUCGUGUCUGUGGCCAGGCUGAUGCACACAGCAGAGAGAAAUAACCUUCCAAUGGGUGAGUCGCAUGACUGAGCUGUUUUCACUGUGGCUCCUUCCGAAGGAAUUCAAGGCCUCAGAAAUGCACACGUGGGAACGCCAACAGGCAUCGAGUCAUCAAGGCAGUGCCUUUUCUGUAAACAUGUAAAUAAGCGUGGGCAUUGAAAUGUAGACUGUGCAGUACAUUUCUCUCCCUGCAGUCAUGUCAAUAGUAUGUGUGUUUAUAGAAGAAACAUCCGUGUGCAAGCGGGAGCUGCCCUGCCGUUUUCCUAGAGGAGCGCCCUCUCAGCUCGGGGCGGCCUGGUUACUGUCACCAGGCCGAGUCCUGGUUACUGUCGGUGGUGUGCAGAAGGUUCAGGGGUGCAAAGCUGGGGGUGGGUGGCUGGAGCAGGGGUGGGGGUGGAAGGGCAGGGCAGAUUCCCGUGGAGGACAUGGGCAGACGCUGUUUCCGGGGAACUGGGGAGUGUGUUGGAAGAAUGCCUUUUUAGCACUUCGGCUCCAGUCUGUGCAUGCGAACAUUUGUGUCUGUGAUCUUAUAAACUCGGAGCUCGGAAGUGCUGAGGUACAGGUGGUGGGGUGAAAAUGAGGCUCCUGGAGUUCCCUUUGAAUGGUGGGUCAGGGGCUCUGGGCUUCGCUCAACUCCACUGCUGUGGGCAGCCAUCUGUCUGGCAUGUCCGUGCGUCCACCCUUAUGCCAUGCAGGGGUCUGGGGUCUGGGUGCCCCAGUGGGGAACACACACAAGGCUGUGCCAUGUCUUAGGUCAUGGGGAACCUGGCCCCAGCUGACCCCAAAGCGGAACUUGUCUGUCCCCUCCCUGCUGGCCUUCCCCGCCCUGCAGCUUCCUCAUGGGACUAGAAAGGUGGUGUGGUGCCACCUCUGCUUGGCUGACCAGCGUGCACACUGGCUCUGUAUUCCCUUUGUCUCGGUUUGUCAUCUCCUGAGCAUUUCUUGCUUCAAUUGAGAUGUGGAGGUUCCCCUUUGAAAGCUUGCUGUGGACCUGUCAUCCCCCUGCCUCCUCCCCACUGUCUCGCGUGGGCAGCCCAGCCCAGCAUGAUUCGCUGCCUGUUUCCUAGAAGGGGAAUGAGUUUGUGAGGUCUGAGGCAGGAAUCCUUGGGUGGCGGCGGCAGAAGCUGGAAGCCACCUGGGUUUGGUUUUCUGUCCCUGUUGAAAUACUGAGAAACCAUCACUUUUGUUUGGAAGAUGUUGGUGAGCAUCCUUUGAGGCCCUGCCUUCCUGGUCUGUAAUUUGUGGGGUCGGGGGGGUGGGGGGUCAGGGAUGCCUAUCGAGACCACUGACCUGGAACCUGUUGGAAACCUAAUCUGGGGUGUGACCCCUUGACUGAGGGCUGUUGCUGGAGCAGGCCCUUCCUGCCCCCACUGGCCGGGUUCCUUGGGCAACUUUCAGCCUGAGCUUGUGUCGUGCUGGGAGCCGGGAACCAUCCUGGGAACUGCUGACCGGAGAUUCCUGGGCUGCGCUGACAUCCUGAGGUCGCGUUGGAAGAAACUCCAGGUUGCGAGAAUCCUGGUGAGGCCUAAUCCAGGCGUGGGGGUGACUGAUGUUAAAGUGGGUUUUUCCAGUUUGCAGGCUUGGCAGAUGGCAGUAGUCAGCCUUUGCCACCAUGUCCAGUUGUCCUCUAGCUCGGGACUGCCUUUGGAAGGAGUCAGAAAUGGUCGGGCUUAUCGCCUACCAAUUGAAAAGUCUGGGCCACGUUGUUUGAGAAUUUGCUUUGGCUUUCGUGGAGCAUGACGUUCUGCCCAGUUGGGGCCCGGGCCCUCAGUAAAUUGUGACUCCAUGAGUCAGGAGGCAUGUGCUUCCCAAAUCCUUCAUCCAUGCGACACCUCUUCUUGCAGUUGGCUGGGGCAGGGAAGCCGAAUUCAUGGAUGUAUUUAUUGGUGGAAAUAAGCUAGCAUAGGAAUUUGCAUCUAUAACUUGACCUUGUUUGGUUCCAUGUGAAAGUCGAGAUGGGGGAUUUAAGUGUAGCACGGGGAGUAGGUAAUUCUAAAUACCGUGUGUGAAGAUUCCUUUAUCAGUGUAACGGCCUGUGAUAUUUUAGCUAGAGGAUGAAGACAAAGCUCAGUUAAAUCACAGCUGAAUCACUGUUUCUCCUGCUGGCGGCGAGGAGGAGGAGCCAGCUAUUUGUCUUGAUACAUCGAGAGCCCUUCAGGCACAAAUAAAAGAGAUUAUUCACCUUUAAACUGAGGCCUUUAGGGAAACUUUUGCAAAGGGCAGUAACAAAUUAACCUUUUAAUGGUGGUAUAGGAGCCCUCCAGGGAAGAGGCCGGAACCGGACCUCAGGGACCUUUUUUUUUUUUUUCUGGUGUGUUUUUUAUGAAACAACAGGCCCAGGGAAUGGACUAAGAUGCUUUCUCCAGGCAUCUCUCAGAGCAGCUCAUUCCUGCAGAAGUACAGGAGGGGAGGAAAUCAUAAGACAGUGUUCUGAUUGGCAGUGAACUUGUCUUAGUGUGAUGACAGCAAGAAAGUUAAUCUGGGGACCAACACGCAUGCACAGCUUGAUCUCCGUUAGGUUCCUCGCUAGUGGGCGGAGGAUCCAAGGAAAGUCCAGUCCCGGGCUUUCCCCUGCUCUGCUCAGCUCCACCAUGUCCUGCAGCCAGUGAGGAUCCUGCAGACCCAGAUGCUUAUAUCCGCAGCCCCCCCCCCCACCCCCCCCCCCCCCCCCCCCCGCAUUUCAGGAAAACCGUUUUCUGAUUCAGGUAGCAGAAGAGGAGGAGUUAAGAGCUCCUUUUACUCCCAAGUUGUGGAUUUUUAAUAUUCCAUUGUGUUACUAAUAUACCUCUGUUCCCAGGAGCCAGUGGAGUACUGAGUAUUAUGGGGAAAGGCUAACUGUGAAUUAAGUUAAUGUUUUUUCUUAUAAGAAAUGGAAGUUUAUUUUUAUAUCAAUAUUACUGUGUGAUGAAAUGAGUAUGCAGAUGUUAGAAUGGAAGGAAAUUUCCAAACUGUAAUCCUAGAAGAAAUGGGCAGUUUGGGAAUUUAGAAGCAACUGAGACCCCAUAAAAGUUUUAUGACUUUAGAUGUUUUGGAGAGUGAACAAGGACUGUGAAAUCUUUUUCUUAUACAUAUGUUUUUAUUCAUUUUAGAGAGAGAAGGGAGAGGAAUAGAGAAACAUUGACCUGCCUCCUUGCAUGCCCACUAGUGGGCAUGUGCCCUGACCAGGAAUUGAACCUGUGACCUCUUGGUUCAUGGAUUGAUGCCCAACCGCUGGGCCACCCUGGCUGGGCAGGGCUGUGAAAUCUAGUCGCACUCUGUAGGAGACAGACCUGACAGUCCUAGGGAGGGUGACGUAGAGCCCCCAACCUAAAGUAAAACUCUCGUACAAAGGGGGGAAAUGGAAUAAUGCUGAUUAGGCCUCUUGACUGUGGGAGGCAGUUUUAUAACUGGCACUUUAACUCACGUUUGGAGCUGGAGAACAGGGGCAGCUGGAUGAAGCUGCACAUUAAGAAAGGAAAUCAGCAUUUUCUAAUGCCGUAUAAGUAAUGAUGGGGAAGCAAAGCUCUGCUUUCAUUUCUUCCGUUUAUUAUAGAAGCUCAGCAUAGCAUGGGCUUCCAGAGGCAGUAGGCCCUACGUUCAGAAACUUGAAUUACUUAAUGGGAGGUCAGUGUGAAUCACCUGUUUGCGGUGGAAAGCCCAGUUAGACCGAAGAUCAGUUUGCUUUGCUUUCUAAGGAUAGCUGGGAAGGCGGGGCAGGGUAUUACAGAUUGGCCAGAGAUGAUCCAAAAAAGGACAAAUCUACACAGAGGUCACUGAGUUAGUUGAUUGCUAAUUUGACAUUCGAGUGAAAACUUCCUCUGGGCAAAUUAAGCAAAGAUAAAAGUAUAAACAUACUUUUGAAGUGGCAUCAGGAAACAAGUUUCAGUCUAGCGUGCUUAGGAAGACCACAGUGAGGGGAGGUGUAGACUCUGAGCUGUCAGACAGGGUGGGAGGGGCCGUUAGGGGUAUAGAGUAGAAAACAAAGGUAAACAUCCUUUAUUUACCCCAAGCGUGGGGGCUAAACUUUUUGUGGGUCUGAGAAAUAAACCUUUUCUGAAAAAGUUGUAGCUUUGGAAAAGAUUUUCCUAUUUUUCCCAAGUUAGGAAAAGCAUAGUGUCCCUUGUCACCUUAAAUGUCCAGCCCCUAUUUUGAUUAACACCCCAGUAUAAGAGUUAUAGCAAUAAGAGGAACUGAGUCUACUUUUGUUUCAAAUCUUUACCUCAUCUUAUGACAUCAGUACGUCAGUUGAUAAAUUUUACCCUGAGUACUACUGCUUAUAGGUAUGUUAUUCUUGCUCUGUUUUCAAUGGUGAUAAUUUUAAAGGCCCAGAGAAAGUUAGGAUUAUCCUGAAUUUCAAAGUGUUUCUUGAAUUGAUUUUGUUCUGUGGUACAAAUAACAUCUGUGUAUAUCAUAUCUGUAUAUAUCUGAACCAAGUUGUGUGUAGAGAGGCUGAUAUAACUAUAUUUACAGAAAAUAAUUUUUACAAUUAAAAUUCACAUUUUAACAUGAACACGUGUGCACAGUCCUUUACCUUGUCCAAGAAAUGUGUCUGUAAUAGGGAGUGACGGCCCAAUGCAAGAGCAGAACCCACGGCUGCACGCUGACCUCACUUCCCGCGACAGUGUGGGAAACCCGAGAGCUGGGGCCUGUCCUCCUGGAGGCCAAGGACAGACAUUCUCCAGGUAAAGGGAACCAAAGCCGGAAUAACUGCCAUCCGGAGGAGCCAGGACCUCGAACCCCAAUCCCAUCAGAUGACUUCUAGCCGAGGACACCACAGCGACCACAGCCCUUCCGUUUCACGUCUCCUCCCACCAAAGCAUCUCCUCCCCUCCAUGGGCAGUGAGUACGUGAUCCUCACUCUGCUUAUUCGGACCCACCUGUUACUUUUUUUUGUGUGUGACAGAAGCACAGUUUUAAACACCUCUCUGAAGUCAUAGGUAAGCCUUGUUCUCUGUGCUCUUCUCACAUCAGCUUUUCGUAGCUGCUUUAUAAAGCAGGGGUGAGGGAGGUCCGGCCCAGCCAAGGUAAUCGUAGGCGGGACUAGAAAUUCAAUAAAUCUAGGAGCUUCUUUUCAUAGCAAUUAUACUUUUUAAGCUGAUAAUUGUGCAUGGCCCCUGAAUGAGGUUAUAAAUAUCCAAAUGGCCUUGGCAGAAAUAAGGUCCCCAGCCCUGCUUUAAAGCAUCAGACAGCAAGGGGCUCACAGCAUACAUGCUGCCCUGAAGCUGAUUAAGGCUGCCAGUCCCCCUCCCACUUUAUAAAAGAAGGCAGCUUCGCAUCCAUCUUACUGAGGUGCUUUGCCCUCUAGAGUACAAACCUUAGGGGCACUGAACAAGGGUGAUGGUGAGAUUAAAAGCACAGGAAGAUGACUGGCUAACAAAUCCUUAGCAGGCCAGGAGUUUUUAAUUCUCUACUUUCAGUCAACUAAAGGGAGAUCUCGUCAAGCUGUUAACAGAUCACUGAUUUUUGACAUAUAACAGUGUUAUACAGCUCUUCAAAUUCAUUUGAUGUGCUUAAAUCUAUAAAAAACGGAACAAGGAAUAUAGUGUUCAUUCCUAUUCCAUUUUAGCUGCAAAUGUGUUAUUGGAUAAAGAACAUUCUAAUAAAAUUAGUUAAAUCUUAAAAUUAGUUAAUUUUUAAUUAUCAAAUUCUUUUAUCAAUUUUAUAAAUAUAACAUUUAUUCUGUACUGAGUUAACACUUAAGAACUAAAAAACUCAAGAUUAAAAAUAGAUUGCAUUAUGAUAGCAUUCUUUGCUGAAAUAGUAUGGAAAUAUACAAGGAGAAAAAAAUUUAAAAUUUUCAACUAAUAUUGUAUUUUUUUGUAAAUGGAUGGAUAUGUUUAAAAGAGUGAAGUAAUGGAAUUUAUUUCAAAAUAUCAAUAUUUACAGGACAGCAGAAAGUACAUGCUUUGGCAACUUCCCAUGAAAAAUUUUAGAUGUCAACUUAAAGUGGGACGGGACACCUGGUUUUGGAAAAACCUCUAGGAAGUACACGGCUUUACAACACUGUCCAGGUUUUUCAUUCGCACCCUGAAAAUUGGACAAGUGGACUGACAAACUGCAGUGAUGCUGUGAAGUCUGUCACAAUGAGAAAGACUUUACCACAUUCAUCUGAGCCUCAGAAACACUCUUGAGAUAGAGGUGAUUCUAUUACUCCAGUCCACACACAGGGAAAAGGAUUCAGAGAGGUAGGGAUUUGUCCAAAACAUGAGGCCAGAAAGUGGCCAAAUCCAGCAGUUCCAACCCAAAAGCUGAAAUUCCAGACACUGUGUGCCAUGCUACACUGAGUUCUUUCAUUUCAACUGAAAGGCAAAGACUGUUCCCAUCCUCCAAUCUUUCCAAAAUGAACAGGGAAGGCCAGAGAGAAAGGAGCACUAGACAUAUCCACCCCAUGAAACAAAGAAUGCUGUGACUCCCAAACAAAUCCUGCGCAGGGUCUCUAUCUUAGACUUCAUGGGCAACCUGAACACGUUACCAGACAAACGACUUCAGCCUCAUUGCCUCCAAACCAGUCCACCUAUCUACAGUUAUGAAAUCGCAAUCCACUUACCCUAUAGUGAUGAAGUCUCCUUUGCUGACACUGUCGGGUUCAAUGCAGAUGUUCAUAAAGUCUUCUGUGCUCUGAAAGAUUAAGAUAGACAUCAAUACUCUGAAUUCUGGCUGAUGCGGCCUGCUGCCAUCCUUAAGCCCUGCAGGCUCAUAUUUUGAUGCUGUGUAUGAAGGGGGGUAGGGGGACUCAAUCCUGAAUAUGUUUUGGUUCUUUUUCUGUUUAUAUUAAGACCUUUAUUGUGAUAUAAUUUACAUACCAUAAAAUUCAUCUCUACUGUUUGUUUUUUGCAACAUAUACAAGAUAAAUAAAAACUCAGAUUUGGA